AUGGCAGAUGACAAAGAAGUGCAAGAACAGACAAUAGCCGAUGAGCAAGUACUGAAAAAGUACAAGGAAGCUGGAGUUUUAAAGCAGUUAAUUGAUUCAGUCAAACCUGGAGUAUCUGUGAAGGCAAUAUGUGAGAAAGGAGAUCGUUUUCUAACUCAAGAAACCGAAAAGAAAUAUAAAGAUGACAAGGAAAUGAAAAAAGGCAUUGCUUUUCCCACAUGUCUCUCAGUCAAUAACUGCAUUUGUCACUUUUCACCAUCAAAAAAUGAUCCGGACUUGAUUCUUAAAGAGGAAGAUCUUGUAAAGAUUGACUUGGGAGCACAUAUAGAUGGAUAUAUAGCUGUUGUUGCUUUCACAUUAGUGGUUGGAGCAUCACUCGAAAAGAAAGUCAAAGGUCGGAAAGCGGAUGUGAUUUUGGCUGCCUACAAUGCUGCUCAAGCAACAUUACGUUUGGUUAAAAACGGAAAAGGAAAUUACGAAGUUACAGAAGCGGUACAGAAAAUCGCCGAAUCUUUUAAGUGCAAACCGAUCGAAGGAAUGUUAAGUCAUCAACUUAAGCAAUUCAAAAUCGAUGGUGAAAAGACGAUCAUUCAAAAUCCAACAGCUGCUCAGAAAAAAGAACAUGAAAAGGUUGAAUUUGAGAAUUAUGAAGUGUAUGCCAUGGAUGUCCUUGUCUCUUCUGGAGAAGGUUCAGGAAAAGAAUUGGACACGAAAGUUUCCAUUUAUAAGAAAACUGAUGUGAAUUAUUUGUUAAAAUUAAAAGCAUCAAAAGCCUUUUAUGCAGAGGUGAAGAAGAAAUAUCAAAACAUGCCAUUCAAUUUAAGGAAUUUUGAGGAAGAAGCAAAGGCAAAAAUGGGUGUUGUUGAAUGUGUGUCACAUAAGCUUAUUGAACCUUUCCAAGUACUUUAUGAGAAACAUAAUGAAUUCGUUGCGCAAUUUAAAAGCACUCUCAUGUUGCUACCUAAUGGAACCAUUUUGGCAACUGGAAUCCCCAUUGAUCUUAAUCUUUAUGAAAGUGAAUAUUCUGUAAAGGACGAAGAGCUAGUAAAGCUUUUAGCUGAAAAUCCAAAUCUCGUCUCAGGGGCAUCAUCAUCGUCAUCAUCAAAGAACAAAAAGAAGAAAAAGAAGGCUGCAGGUGCUGUAGGCGAGAAUGCCAAUAAGGAAAAUCAAACUGAAAAAGAAACUCCUGCUGAUAAAAAAGAAUAA
Molecule: messenger RNA, 1206 nt
Organism: Clunio marinus
Lineage: Eukaryota; Metazoa; Arthropoda; Insecta; Diptera; Chironomidae
Source: the annotation of a GenBank genome assembly